This is a messenger RNA of Oldenlandia corymbosa var. corymbosa, 3098 nucleotides long. The record is from the annotation of a GenBank genome assembly. NCBI's taxonomy places the organism in Eukaryota, Viridiplantae, Streptophyta, Magnoliopsida, Gentianales, Rubiaceae.
CUAGGAGCUGGGCGCCAGAUGGAUAAACAUAGUUUAGAAUAUAUCUUUGUCCUCUAUUGUUCUUUUGUGUUAGAUAUUUUGCAUUUUGUUUUUUCCAACUUGUUCAACAUUUUGCACUUUUACAAGAACCCAGAAUUGUUAAGUGUGUGUUAUCCCCAUUGAUGAGUAACUUUUUUACAACCAUGGACAGGCAAGAGAGAGCUCAUCAAGACCUUGAAUGUCCACUCAUUGAUCAAUGUUCAGUUGGAACUAAUGAUCACAUCCGAUUUGGGAGAAAAUGCAACGAGAUAAUCGAAGAAGCAAAGAAGCUGUUAAGAUUGGCAGGCCCUCUAGUAAUGGUUAACCUCUUGAUAUAUUCUUUACAAGUAAUCUCAGUUAUGUUUGUUGGUCAUCUGGGAGAGUUAGCCCUUUCAGGUGCUUCAAUGGCUACUUCUUUCGCUUCUGUUACCGGUUUCAGCUUGCUUACAGGAAUGGGGAGUGCAUUGGAUACCUUUUGUGGUCAGUCAUAUGGAGCAAAACAGUAUCAUAUGCUUGGAAUUCAUCUGCAAGGAGCCAUGUUUGUUCUCCUUUUGGUAACUUUUCCUCUGGCAUUCAUCUGGGCUAAUGCAGGGUGCAUUCUCCAAUUCUUAGGGCAAGAUGCCGAAAUUUCAACUGAAGCCGGGCUGUAUGCGCGCUAUAUGAUCCCAAGCAUCUUUGCUUUUGCUCUUCUGCAAUGCCAUAUUAGGUUUCUGCAAUCACAAAACAAUGUCAUCCCAAUGAUGCUCAGCACUUGUUUCACAACCAUUCUCCAUGUAUUCACUUGCUGGUUUUUGGUGUUUAAGUCUGGACUUGGAAGCAAAGGUGCAGCCCUGGCUAAUGCUAUUUCUUACUGGAUCAAUUUGUUACUGUUGGCAACAUAUGUCAGGUUAUCUCCUUCCUGCAAGAAAACUUGGAAUGGUUUCUCAAAAGAUUCGUUAAAGGGCGUGCCAAAGUUUCUGAAAUUGGCUGUCCCUUCAGCUGUAAUGAUCUGUUUGGAGAUCUGGUCUUUCGAGAUGAUGGUAUUGUUAUCUGGCCUUCUACCAAAUCCAAAAUUAGAAACAUCAGUUCUCUCCAUCAGCCUAAAUACUAGUAGUACAUUCUUCAUGAUACCGCUUGGGCUUGGCAGCGCUAUAAGUGUAAGAGUGUCCAAUGAACUAGGUGCUGGAAGGCCAUAUGCAGCUCGUUUAGCAUCACACAUCGCGGUGUUCAUGAUUACUAUAGAGGGCAUCUUGGCAGGAACAAUGAUGACUGUUGGACACAAUAUAUGGGGCUAUUGCUAUAGUACAGAAGAGAAUGUUGUAAAAUAUGUUGGAGAAAUGUUGCUUUUGAUUGCAGUAUCUCAUUUCAUAGACGGCAUUCAAUCUGUGCUUUCAGGAGCUGCACGUGGAUGUGGGAAGCAAAGGAUAUGUGCAAUAGUUAAUUUGGGUGCUUAUUAUCUACUUGGUCUGCCUGCUGGAAUAUUUCUAGCCUUUUCCCAUCAAGUCGGAGGAAAGGGUCUGUGGAUGGGACUCAUCGUGGCUCUUAUAGCGCAUGCAUCGUUCCUUUGCAUGAUAAUCUUAAGAACUGAUUGGGAAAAGGAGGUAUAAGUUAAGAGCUUCUUGAUUGUUUACUUGCAUGAUGAUCCAGAUAGCUACUGCUUUUUGUUACAUCUGUAAAUGCUAUAUUCUGUUCCGACAAUAUUUUGCAGGCCAAAAAAGCUAAGGAAAGAGUACAUUGCGUUUUAUUCUCCGAAGAAGAAGCAGUAUGAAAUAAAGAAACCGGUCUUGCCUCAGUGGUGGAGGUACUGCUAAGACUAGGGAUGGAGGUUUUAGCUAGAGAGCUUGUUCUUGCUUACUAGAGGAAAAAUGGAACAUAAAUAAUCCCCCAUUGAUUUGCAUGAAUCUGCAACAGUGAACAUGGAUUUCCACAAAUUUUUGCAUAGAACGACCUCAAAAGUUAAAAGGAACCCAAGAUAAUAGAGUACGGUUAUGGGAAGGGCCAGAGAUCAGGCAAUGUGCUCUGCAAGACUCAGGAUCUUGACAUGCUUUUUCUUCCUGAGCUCAUGUGGAACUGGGCCGAACACCCUGGUUCCAAUUGGCUCUCCUUGCUUGUUUACCAGAACCACUGCGUUGUCAUCAAACUUGACUUCACUUCCAUCACAACGGCCUCGCUGCAUCGCGGCGCGAACGACGACACCGUAUACAACCUGUCCUUUCUUCACUUUCCCUCCAGGUUGAGCUUCUUUUACUGAUGCAACUAUCAUGUCUCCCAAUCUAGCACCUCUCUUGCCUUUCAAUGCCUGUAUGCACAUUACCCUCUUUGCCCCAGAGUUGUCCACUACUUUGAGAUUGGUCCUCAUCUGUAUAAAGGUCCUCAGUUGCUGGAAACACAAAAGACAUGUAUUAUGUUUGAACAUAAUAUCGGUUACAAUUUCUCCCCUUAGAAAGGAUGCUUUCAUUAGACACAUCUUUGGCCAACUCAAUAAUAUAAACUUUUCUGAACUCAUUCAGUUCAAGAAUUGCCCACAGAUAUUUCUAUAGGUCAUCUUAUUAAUGACAAGAUAUGAGCAAAACUUGCAGUCAUUUGUUUAUUAAUGACAACUAGUGAACAUUGUGGCCAUAUGUUGAUAAACUAAUACCAGUUGAGGGGUUAAAAGAAUUCUUGAAGAGGCAUAGGGAAAGCCAGAUAUAAAUUUUGGCAUAAUAUGUUGAUUGCACAGAAGAAACAAAAUUAGGUGAAGGUCCACAUAAGGAUAAAAAUUAAAAUGUCAUAUGCGUGCCUGAUCAGCCAAUUGGUCACUCCGAUUAAUUACCAUUAAUUGACAACAAAGUUAUGAGUAAUGGAGAGCAAAGGAAGGCACAAGGACAAACUGUCCCGCAAAAAAAAGGGAAAUCUGUUUGCAGAAGUAAAGGAAGUAACUUGGUUUCACAGAAGAAAGAGGUGUUGUUUUCCAGAUAUUGUAAACCUCUGACACGAAAUAUAAGUUGUCAACAGUAAAGGGCCAACUGGAAGAUAUGUCUGUGUCACACACACAAAAAAAGAAACUUCUGGAACCGAUUAACUGAAAAGGAAUCUAACCUGAAAGCCAAAGUAAGCAGAGG